Molecule: messenger RNA, 1740 nt
Organism: Symbiodinium sp. CCMP2456
Lineage: Eukaryota; Dinophyceae; Suessiales; Symbiodiniaceae
Source: the annotation of a GenBank genome assembly
AUGUUGGCGUCUGCUUCCCGUUCCUUGGUGGUCCUGGAGUGCGAUGGCUCCGAUGGAUCGAGCAGCCCACAGGUCGGCGACGAGCCCACGGGGCCCAUUGUCCACUCAGAGCUGGCCUUCGGGGGGGGCGUCGCCAAGAGCUUGGCUUGGGACACCGUCGGAAAGCGCGUCGUGGUGGCCCUGGCCGCGGCGGGCGCGGCGGCGGGCGCGGGCACGGAGCCUCAAGCUGACCGGCUCUGUCUCUGCGAGACCCUAGGAGACGAGUCGCUGGUGGAGUACGUCUCCCUCCCUGCAGGGGCAGAUGCGACCGGCUUGAGCUUUUACGCAGAGGAGAAGCGGAAGGCUUGGGUGGCCGUGUCCUGCACGGAUGGGGCCGUGCGGCUCAUUGAUGCCAGCCCAGAAAGGACGGCCUCGGUGGUGCGGAGCUGCUACGUCCACGGCGUCCCGGCGACGGCCGUCGCCAUCUCCUCGUACUCGCCGGGCGCUUCGAGCGGGCCGCAGGUGGCCUCGGGGAGCUCCAGCGGCCACGUGGUCUUGCAGCCCUUCCACGGCACUUCGGGCACCGGCCCGACCCCCUUGCCAGGCCUCCUGGACACCGAGUCCCCGAUCGAGAGUCUCUGCUACUCUUCGCUGCGACAGGAGCUCCUGGCAGCGAGCGACAGCCGCGGGAGCUUGCAGAUCUGGGAUGCGACGGCGCUGCGACACGUCUGCCGCUUCGCCGGCGCGCACCGAGGACCUGUGCGAGGUUUGUCUUUUUCGACGCAGAACAGCGACCUUCUCAUCUCCGGUGGCCAAGAUGCCGGGUUAGUCUUCUGGGACGUGAGGAAUUCGCGGCAAAUUCAAGAAGUCUCCGUCGAAGCUGGCAUCACUUCUUUGUCUUACCAUUCAGGCGGCUACUUACUGGCCACGGGCACCUGCGACGGCGCCAUCCUGAUCUUCGACCUGCGUAUGCUUGUGUCCAAGAAGCAACCUGCGGACCCUGUCCAGCGUUACGAGAGCCAGGACAAAGGAGCCUUGGUUGCCUUGGCCUUUGCUCCCGACUCCCACUCAGAGGGCUCGGCGACCCUGCGCCCAAAGGUGAUCACUUCGACAGCGGCCAUCUCAGGUUCUCGGACGGCCCCGAGAGCUUCUGCCGACGAGUUUCACGAGGACAAUGUAGCCCAAAGCUUCGCCUCCAUCGAUUCGCUCAUGGACAGGCUUUCCAAGCGGGCUACCGCCAAGCCAGACGCGGAAAGGGCUGGCGGAGACCUCUCGGCCAGUCGGAGAACAUCGAGCACCGUGCCGGGCGCGACUGUUCAAGUUGAAGCCAAGGGGGUCGUUCCUCCGUUGCUCAGCACUGGCGGUUCCAGGAACUCGAGCGGCAGCGUAUCGAAAGAGGUGCUGGAGACACCCAUCGAGAGCCGAAGAAGCUCCCAGCAGGUGUCCCGGUAUAGCAUCGGCAGUCCCGGAGAAGAUGCCGCCGCGGCUCCAAGCCCAUGGUGGAAGGGCGCGGAGGAGGCAAAGACAACUCCGACACGCACCAUUCCACAGGCACUCUCAGCAUCCUCACCAUCUCCAGCAGCACUGGCGGAGGCCCUGAGGCCACUGUUGGCGGAGCUCAAGAAGGACUUCAGCCGACAAGUCCAGGAGGCGCAAUGCGCCGUCAUGGAACAAAAUUUCCGCCUACACACAGAGCUGCGGAAGGAUCUGGAUUCACUUCGCGCUGAAGUGCAGCAGCUCAGAGGUGAGAUGCGGGCAUAG